AUGGAAACAUCUUCGGUUGCAACUGCCGAUGCUCACCAGUAUGAACCACCCUACGCUGCACCAGUAGAUUCGCAGCGGAAGAAGUUGGAGCUCAAACUGAACACAGGCAAUGAAAAGCUAUGCUCGUACGAUCCACCAUCACCGUGCUACAGUAACCCAACAGACAGUGAGCCGCCGUCGCCGGACUCGGGUUUCUCAUCCGACGAGAAUGUGUCGCCUCUCUCACGCAGCAAUUGGGCCACCCACGACGAGGUCGCCGCAACUUACGGACACACCGUCUUUGGCGCUGACAACGUCGACGCCUUUGUAUUCUCAAUGAUGCUUCCCGCAGGUGUAAAGGAAGGACAAUGCCAGUUCUGUGUGCGUUUCUCCGUGAAUGGUCAAGAAUUCUGGGACAACAACUCGGGAAAGAACUACUGCGUGGACAUUGUUCCGGACGCGUCACUGCCGCCGUCGUAUGAGCGCUGUCCCGUACCCACAAUGACUCCGGCAGUCACCACGUUUUUCACACCGCGUCGUCUACGCCGUUGGGGAAGGGCCCAAGAGGAAUCGGACGAUGAGAGCUCACGCGUGUACAUCCCUCGCCGUAGGGCUGUGCUGUAG
Molecule: messenger RNA, 603 nt
Organism: Ostertagia ostertagi
Lineage: Eukaryota; Metazoa; Nematoda; Chromadorea; Rhabditida; Trichostrongylidae
Source: the annotation of a GenBank genome assembly